GAGGAGAGAGCGCAGAGAAGUUCACCGUUCGUCCAAAGACUGCAGCAUUUUGAGAAGUGGAGGAGAGAUGAUUUUUUGGGGGGACCAGUCUGCAGUUUAAAAUGGACCAAAGCAGAGAAGUGUCACUGCCGCUGGAGAGACAGACUAAAGACUCUCCCAGUGCUGUGUCUGUGAGGUCCAGGACUCCUCCAGAGUUCUCCAAUAAACCAACAUCUCCUUUAUCCACAAGUCAGACUUCUGGCUUCGUCUCUCUGAGGUCUAUUGAUCCUCCUCCAGCGUUUUCUAAAGAACCUGGAACAGAAAGCUCAAAGUCGAGGACUCCUUCUCCAGAGUUUUCUAAUGAACCGGAAUCUACUUCCAAAGAAUGGAGCAGGUGUUUAAAGCGUGACUGUGAAAACCUCUAUCAGUUGGAUUUCCCCACAGCACUGAAUGAUUAUAAGGAGAAAUUGGGGUGUAGAUGUGACAGUGUGACUGAAGGAUUAGAAGGAGCUGGAGACAGAACGUCUCUGCUGAGGAUCUACACGGAGCUGUACAUCACACACAGCCACAAUGAAGAAGACCGAACCCAACAUGAACUCACCAGGCUCCAGGCUGAGUUUGGGACAAGGAUCGGCCAACAGGAGAUGCCCAUCCGCUGUCAGGACAUCUUUACCUCUCUGCCCUCCGAUCAGAAGCCCAUCAGGGUGGUGCUGACCAGUGGUGUGGCUGGAGUGGGCAAGACCUUCUCAGUCCUGAAGUUCUGUCUGGACUGGACCAAGGGCUCAGAGAACCAGGAGCUGGAGCUGGUGGUACUUCUGUCCUUUAGAGAGCUGAACCUGGCUAGAGAGGAAAGCUACAGUCUGCUGAAGCUCAUACAUGAUUUCCACCCCACCCUGCGCCCUCUCUCGGCUCAGACUUUGCUCCACAAUAAAGUCCUGUUCAUCUUUGAUGGCCUGGAUGAGAGCCGGCUGCAUCUGGACUUUAGCUGUGAGGUCAUUUCUGGGGUCACACAGAGUUCAGAGAUUGGCAGGCUGCUAGUGAACCUCAUCAGGGGGAAUAUGCUUCCUGAUGCCCUUAUAUGGAUCACCUCCUGACCAGCAGCAGCCAAUCGGGUCCCUGCAUCCUGCGUCCAUCGCCGGACUGAAGUGCGGGGCUUCAGAGAUAGUCAGAAGGAGCAGUACUUCAGCAAGAGGUUCUCUGAUGAGCAGCAGUGUCGCAGUGUCCUGUCCCACAUCACUGCCUCCCACAGCCUCUACACCAUGUGUCAGAUCCCUGUCUUCUGCUGGAUCACCGCCACCGUCCUGGACCAUAUGUUGAGACGCUGUCAGAGUGGACCCCUGCCCCAGACCCUCACAGACAUGUACACACACUUCCUCCUAGUACAGACUCAGAGGAAGCGGAAGUACAGAUCUGAGAGUGCCGCCCUGGAGGUCAAUAAGAGAGACUGUGAGGUCCUCUUGAAGCUGGGCAAACUAGCCUUUGACCAUCUGCACAAUGGAAACCUCAUCUUCUACCAGGAGGACCUGCAGCAGGUGGGCCUGGACCUCACCGAGGCCUCUGUGUACUCUGGACUCUGCACUGAGAUCCUCAUAGAAGAGAACAUCAUCUUUCAGAAAUCGGUCUAUUGCUUCGUUCAUCUGAGCGUCCAGGAGUUUCUGGCUGCUGUUUACAUGCUCCGCUGCUUCAACCACAAAAAGACAGAGGAAAUCAGUAGCUUUCUCAGAGACUGGGAAGAGAAUAUGCCACUUGAUGUCUUCCUCCAAAAGUCCAUCGAGAAGUCCUUUGAAAAUGAAAGUGGACGUUUGGACCUAUUUGUGCGCUUCCUUCACGGUCUCCUGCUCGAGUCGAACCAGAGGCUGCUCAGAGUUCUUCUAGGCCAAAUUCAGACGGACUCUCAGAUGAUUCAGAAGAUCACCCAAAACCUGAGGGAGAGGAAUGCUGGAGGGAUUUCUGCCCCCGGGAGCAUCACUGUAUUCUACUGUCUGACCGAGAUGAAUGACCAAACGAUUCACCAGCGGAUCCUGCACCUCCUGAAGACUGAGUUUGAGUCCGACCUUUCAGAGUUUCACUGCAUGACUUUAGCUGUCAAACUGCAGAUGCCACAGGAAGUGCUACAGGAACUGGACAUCAAAAGGUUUAGAAGAAUGCCUGAUGGAAAACUAAAACUGGUGCCACCUGAUACCUGCAGAGAAGCCACGAUUUUGUGGAAUGGACUGUCUCGGGAGCAUGCUGCAGUCAUUGCCUCUGCUCUGAAGUCUUUAUCUCAGCUGAAGAGGCUGGACCUAUGGCUGCGAGACCACGGUGCUGUGGAAGCAUUCUGUGAAGGACUGAGAGACCCACACUGCAGACUGGAGACUCUCAGUCUGCACCACAGCCGUCUGUCGGAGCUCAGCUGUCACUGUCUGGCCUCUGCGCUGAAGUCACACCCAGCUCAUCUGAGAAAACUGGACCUUAGCUGGAACGAGGAGCUACAGGAACCUGGGCUGCAGCAGAUCUGCACCUAUCUGCAAAGUCCAGACUGUCACCUCCACAUCCUCAGACUUGAAAACUGCAGACUGGGGGAGGGCAGCUGCUUGGCCCUGUCCUCUGCUCUGGUUUUGAACCCUCAUCACCUGAGAGAGCUGGACGUGACGGAGAACCAGCUCAGCGACGCUGGAGUGGAGCAUUUCUGUAAGGUCCUGAAGAUGCCUCACCUCAGCCUGGAACAUCUCAGACUGGAUAACUGCGGCCUCUCUGAGGUCAGCUGCUCUUCCCUGGCCACAGCUCUGAGCUUAAACCCAAAGUCCAAACUGAAGAAGCUCGACCUGAGUGUGAACGAAGUCAAGGACUCAGGAGUGGAGCGUCUGUGUGAAUAUCUGAGGUGGCCACACUGCCACCUGGAGGCCAUCGAGCUGAAGGGCUGUGGGCUGACAGAGCAUAGCUGUUUGCUUCUGGCCUCUUCUCUGAACGUUCACAUGAAAGACCUCAGACUGAACUGGAAUCCCGACAUGAGAGACCAGGGGGUGAAGCACAUGAGCAUGUUCCUCAAGAGUCAGAGCUGUGGACUGGAGGAGCUGAGGUUCCGGGGUUGUGGCGUGACUGGGAUCGGCUGCUCUUCUUUGGACUCAGCCCUGAAGUCCACCCCCCUAUCUCCUCUGACAAAACUGGACCUGUGUGAGAACAGCCUAACACAGAGCGACGUGGAGAAGCUAACAGAACUGCAGCACAACCCCCAAUAUCGACUAGAGCAGCUAGAAUGGGAGGAUGACUGAACUCAAAGAUAACAUUUCAUGAAGACAUUUGUUUAAAAACGGCAUUCACCUAUGUAAAAAAUAACUCAAAAGUCCAGACAGAAGGGAAAUAUGCUUCUUUUUUUAAAAAAAUACUGACAUGAAGCAUUACUGCCUCAUUAUGCAAUUUCUGUCAUUAUAUUUCUAUUGAAAAUAACCACAUUGAAUUU
Molecule: messenger RNA, 3418 nt
Organism: Periophthalmus magnuspinnatus
Lineage: Eukaryota; Metazoa; Chordata; Actinopteri; Gobiiformes; Gobiidae
Product: ribonuclease inhibitor-like
Exons: 15
Coding region: 1239-3230 (663 amino acids)
Molecular function (GO): protein binding
Source: RefSeq, a predicted model, not a curated record